AAAUUUUUUUUUGUAAAUAGAAAAAAAAUGUCGAAAAAAUUUCCAAAAAAUAAUCGUUCAACAAAUAGUGGGGGCGGUAGUAAAUCCAACAAUAAAAGCCGCAGUAAUAGCAGUAAUAAUUUCUUCAAAGUUGAUCCAAAACGAGCAAUAAAAGCAAAAAAGAAUAAAGCAAAUGUUAAAUAUAAAAAUGAAAUGAACCAUCAAGCUGUUGUUGAAUUGAAUAGAAAUUUGGAUUACAUACGAAAGAAUCGAAAUUCGUUUGAAAAAAUUCAGAAACCGGAAAAGACAUUCAUCAAUCCAAUGGCCAUUUAUAAUACGAAUGAAAAUAAUUAUCAUCAAUCAUCAUCGUCAUCGAAAACAGCAAAUGAUCUAAACGAUGCAAUCGAUAGAUUGUCCAAUUUGUAAACUGUCAAAUCAUCAAUUGAAUGCAAUUUGAAAUGAAAUGAUGAAAAAAAACGCCUUUUUUCAAAAAAAUGAUGAAUAUUU
Dermatophagoides farinae (American house dust mite) is the source of this 486-nucleotide messenger RNA. NCBI's taxonomy places the organism in Eukaryota, Metazoa, Arthropoda, Arachnida, Sarcoptiformes, Pyroglyphidae. The record is from RefSeq and is a predicted model, not a curated record.